Molecule: messenger RNA, 1708 nt
Organism: Sitodiplosis mosellana (orange wheat blossom midge)
Lineage: Eukaryota; Metazoa; Arthropoda; Insecta; Diptera; Cecidomyiidae
Product: UDP-glucosyltransferase 2-like
Exons: 4
Coding region: 9-1565 (518 amino acids)
Molecular function (GO): UDP-glycosyltransferase activity
Source: RefSeq, a predicted model, not a curated record
AAAUCAAAAUGUGGCCAAAAGUGCAUUACAUUUUGAUGCUAAUGUUAGCAGUUUCAACAAAUAACGUAGGAAACUCAUUGAAGAUACUCGGACUUUUUCCACACCCGACAAUGAGCCAUUUCAAUUUUUUCCACCCAAUAUUGCGGGGACUAGCUGAUGCAGGCCAUGAUGUUACUGUUGUUAGUCAUUUCCCAGACAAAAAUGCACCAAAGAACUAUAUAGAUAUGCCAUUGAAAACAACGAAAUUGCUCGUCAAUUCCAUUAACUUAGAGAUUUCUCAAAUCGUCCUUGGUACAAGAAUUUCCAGGAUUUUUUUUGGGUGCAUCAAUGGGGGGGGCAUUGAUACAUGCGAGCUCGCCCUAAAUUCAACCGUUAUAAAAAACAUUUUAAAAUCGAUUAAUAAAGAAAAUCGGUAUGAUGUUAUAUUGACGGAAGUAUUCAAUAGCGAUUGUAUGAUGGCUGUAGCAUGGAAACUAAAAGCACCGGUCAUCGGAUUGAGUAGCUGUGUGAUGAUGCCAUGGCAUUACGAUCGUCUUGGAAAUCCAUUUAUUCCAUCAUACAUGCCUGGGCUCUUUGUUGGCUCCUCGGAAAAUAUGAACUUUUUGGAGCGAUUAAAUAACUGGUUCACUGUCAAUGCUAUGAAACUCAUAUAUAAGUACAAAAUGAUGAGUGAUACUGAUAAAAUAAUUCAAAGGCAUUUCAAGAAUGAAGAAAUUCCACCAACUGGAGAACUCGUCAAAGAAACGAGCCUUAUGUUCGUUAACACCCAUUAUUCAUUCAGCGGAUCAAGGCCAAAUGCCCCAACUGUUGUGGAGCUAGGUGGAGUUCAUAUAAAAGAAGAGACACAUUUGGAUCCAGAAAUAAAAGCGUUACUGGACUCGGCAGCUGAUGGUGUAAUUUAUGUGAGCUGGGGUUCCAUGAUAAGGGCUGAAACGUUACCGCACGAAAAACGAAAUGAGCUUCUGAAGGCAUUUGGCGCUUUCGAACAGAAGAUUUUAUGGAAAUGGGAAAAUGAAACGAUUCCCGAUCAGCCCAAGAAUGUACAUAUCCUAAAAUGGAUGCCGCAAAGAGAGAUUUUAUGUCAUCCCAACGUUCGUGUUUUUGUGAGUCAUGGUGGUCUGAUGGGAAGCAGUGAAUCAGCCUAUUGUGGUGUUCCAAUGGUACUUACGCCAAUGUAUGGUGAUCAAUUUCAUAAUGCAGCUGCAGCUGUGUCACGUGGCAUGGGUUUCAUUGUAAAUUAUCCAGACAUUACUGAAGAAACUUUCAAAACAGCCAUAUCUAAUGCAUUAACAACGGAAGCAAAGCAAAAUGCAAAAAAAGUCUCAUAUUCGUAUCGAAAUCGUAUUAAGAAUCCAUUAGAAACGGCAGUUUGGUGGGUUGAAUAUGUGGCAGCCACGCGCGGAGCACCUUUGUUGAAAUCACAUUCUACACAUAUGUCAGCAAUCGCGUACUAUUCGUUUGACAUUUACAUCGUAAUUUUCAUCAUUUUAUUAGUGAUCACCUACAUACUACGAACCAUUUUCAAAAAGAUUUUCGUUAGAGUUACUAAGCCAAAAACUGAUUGAAAGCAACAAUUGAAAAAAUCGCAUUCAAAAUUUCUAACUAAGUUUCAAUUAUAUUCGCAAUCGAUUGUUGGAAUUUAAUUUCUGACAAACAUCCGAAUGAAAUGAAUUGUAUAAAAAUAAACGCAUUUGAAAUUUUUCAAAGA